This is a messenger RNA of Balaenoptera musculus (blue whale), 4867 nucleotides long. RefSeq names its product RAB11 family interacting protein 4 (gene RAB11FIP4). Gene Ontology annotation, molecular function: calcium ion binding. The coding region runs from base 389 to 1999 and encodes 536 amino acids. The transcript is spliced from 13 exons. NCBI's taxonomy places the organism in Eukaryota, Metazoa, Chordata, Mammalia, Artiodactyla, Balaenopteridae. Gene Ontology annotation, biological process: regulation of cytokinesis; endocytic recycling. Gene Ontology annotation, cellular component: recycling endosome membrane; cleavage furrow; midbody. The record is from RefSeq and is a predicted model, not a curated record.
CUCCAGCCACCUGCCCCUACCUUAGGGGGCGGGGUUACCUGGGCCCCGCCCCCCGCGGCUCGGAUUCCCAGGCCGCGCUUCCUCCUCCUCUAGCCCCGCCCCCAGCGCGAGGCCCUGCCCCUUCGAACCCUGAGCCCGGGCGCCUCGUGAUGUCACGGCAGCUUUGAUACAAAGAGCCCUUCGGCCCACGCGGGUCUCCCGGCAACGGGCGCGGGUGGGGGCGGGGCCGGCGCCUUCAACUGGUGCCGAACCGGGCAAGCAGCCGCGGCUCCGACCGGACUGUUGCUGCGCCCUCCGCUUGGCCGGCGGCAUCCCCGUCGGCCCCGCCGACCCGCGCCCGCCCACUUCUCGCCCUUCGGCAGCACACCGACCCGCGGUUGGACUGGGGAUGCGCACCCCGCCGGCCCCUGGGGGCCAGGGCAGCGAGGUGCCAGACCCCACCUUUGCUGAUGGCGAGCUCCUCCCCAGGGAGUCCGGCUUCUUUCCUGUGGAUGAGGACGAGGCCAUGACGCUGGCCCCGCCCGAGGGCCCCCAGGAGUCGGACAUGGACGGCCCCACGGAGAGCACCCGGAGCCUGGAGGGGCCGGUCGGGAUUCCCGCCGAGGAGAAGGAUGCAGGGCUCAGGGGCCUGUUCCUUCCAGAGGACAAGUCCCUGGGCUGCACUCCGUCCAUGACCACGUCAGACCUCUCCACACACUCCACCGCCUCACUCAUCAGCAACGAGGAGCAGUUUGAAGACUACGGGGAGGCGGAUGACGUGGACUGUGCCCCCAGCAGCCCCUGCCCCGACGACGAGACCAGGACCAACGUCUACUCGGACCUGGGGUCGUCGGUGUCCUCCAGCGCGGGGCAGACGCCUAGGAAGAUGCGGCACGCGUACAACAGCGAAUUGCUGGAUGUUUACUGCUCUCAGUGCUGCAAGAAAAUCAACCUGCUCAAUGAUUUGGAAGCCCGACUGAAAAACCUGAAGGCCAACAGCCCCAACCGGAAGAUCUCUAGCACAGCCUUUGGACGGCAGCUCAUGCACAGCAGCAACUUCAGCAGCAGCAAUGGCAGCACCGAGGACCUGUUCCGGGACAGCAUCGACUCCUGUGAUAACGACAUCACUGAGAAGGUGAGUUUUCUGGAAAAAAAGGUGACAGAGCUGGAGAAUGACAGCCUGACCAAUGGGGACCUGAAGAGCAAGCUGAAGCAGGAAAACACACAGCUGGUGCACAGGGUGCAUGAACUGGAGGAGAUGGUGAAGGAUCAGGAGACCAUGGCCGAGCAGGCCCUGGAGGAGGAGGCUCGGCGCCACCGUGAGGCCUACAGCAAGCUGGAACGGGAGCGCAGCACGGAGAUCGAGCUGCUGAACACCAGGGUGCAGCAAUUAGAGGAAGAAAAUACCGAGCUUAGAACGACAGUGACUCGGCUGAAGUCACAAACAGAGAAGCUGGAUGAGGAGCGGCAGCGCAUGUCCGACCGGCUGGAGGACACCAGCCUGCGGCUCAAGGAUGAGAUGGACCUGUACAAGCGCAUGAUGGACAAGCUGCGGCAGAACCGCCUUGAGUUCCAGAAGGAGCGGGAGGCGACGCAGGAGCUCAUCGAGGACUUGCGCAAGGAGCUGGAGCACCUGCAGAUGUACAAGCUGGAGUGCGAGCGGCCGGGCAGGGGCCGCGGCUCGUCCUCCGGCCUGGGCGAGUUCAAUGCCAGGGCCCGAGAGGUGGAGCUGGAGCAUGAGGUCAAGCGGCUCAAGCAGGAGAAUCAUAAGCUGCGGGAUCAGAAUGACGACUUGAACGGGCAGAUCUUGAGCCUCAGCCUCUACGAAGCAAAGAACCUCUUUGCCACCCAGACCAAAGCCCAGUCGCUGGCUGCGGAAAUAGACACAGCCUCUCGUGAUGAGCUCAUGGAAGCCCUAAAGGAGCAGGAGGAGAUCAACUUCCGGCUGAGGCAGUACAUGGACAAGAUUAUCCUUGCCAUCCUGGACCACAAUCCCUCCAUCCUCGAGAUCAAACACUGAGACAAGGGGCCUGGCUGCAGAGCGGCCUCGGGACCCCUGGACCCCGGGAUUAAGGGCCAGAUCCUGCCUGAGGAUGCGGCCCAGGCCGGGCUCCCACGCACACUGUUAAUGUGUCUCUGGCCACGGUGGUGUAACGUGUACUGGUGUGUAUGGGGGGAGGCCAUACGCACAGCAAGGGGUGAGCGUGGGCCAUGGCUGCGGGCGCCAUCUGGGCUGUUAGCCGUCCUUGCACUUUGUGGUCCCUUUGCGAGGGGCAGAGGGUCCCCGAGGUGGGCGGGGGCGAGGUCAGCGGUCAGGAGUUACUGUAAUGAUGAGAGCUAGAAGCUUGUGUUUCAGAUACUGGAUAAAAUGAUUCUACCUCUGGGGACCAGGAUUAAAAAGUACUCUAGUGAGACAGGCUCUUCCACCUCAUCCCUGUUUCCCCCUGGGAGUGGGAGCAAAAUUACGAUCUUUUCCAGGAGUUCAAAUGCCUCACCAACCUCUUCGGCCACCUUUCAGGCCCAGGUGCUUGAGCUCGGAGAGGAAGAAGGAGCAUAUGGGGGGAACGUGUAGGGGCCCCGCACGAGCCCCCCCACCCCCAGCCGGCAGCCCGUGUGAGGCUUGUGCACAGAGUGUCCCAAGGACUCAGGUUUGUGGAGGAGCUGGAGGGGGCGACCUUCAUCCUGAGAAUUCUUGGCGUUUUGAGAGUUCCCCGCAAACUUCUCCAUCCCUGCUCACCUACCUCUCCCUCUCUGUUUUGUUUUUUAAGACAGUGAAAAAUAAGCAGCGUUCACCUGGGUGUACACGAAGGGUUAAAAGAAAGGGGAAGGAGGCUGGGGACGGUCUAAGGCACGUGUUGGCGUUGGGCAGCCAAAGACACGAUUUUCGGGCGGGAGCACGCUCAGGUCCCUGCCAGCAUCCUUUCCCGUGGAUGCCUUUCAAGAGAGGACAUGGACGGACCCUCUCGACAGCUCCCUCGGGCUAGAAGUGGGCCUUGCUUACCUGUCCCUGGUGAUGGCCUUGGGUUUGGAUGUUCAGAAUCCAAGCUCUGGGCUUGGCUCAGUUGGGUGGUGAGGGCCCCGUGUUCCAGCCUUUAGAAACACACCUGAACUCGGGUCUCAGCCAGGGGAACAAACGCUGUGCUGGUGGGAGAGACAGUUGGGGAAGUUGCAGGGAAACCUUAGUCUUCCAUCCUGGUGACACAUGGUGGAAAUUCACCCUCUGGAUCUUUCAUGUGAUGUUUUGUUCUAGGUGGCUGGGAGUAGAUACGGUACUUUCCUUUGAGUUUUCCAAUGUGUCUCAGUUUUGUAUGGCUUGUGAAUUGUUUCCUUAAUCCAAAUACAUAUAAACAAUGUAUGGUCUUAUUUUCCCCCCUGCAGUUUCUUGUUUCCUUCAGCACUUCUAGUGUGAACAGGAAAGCUUGGGCAUCUUGGGGAGGGGUGUAUGCAAAGGAGAGAGGGCAAGAGAGGGUGAAGAGGGGACCUAGGGACUCGAGUGUGUUCCUGCUCACAGAGCAGGGCUGUGGCCAGGACUGAUCUUCAUCCCAUUCCAGUCAACGUUUGCUUUUGUUGGAUUUCGUGAUUUCUUUCUAAGCGUAUGCAUGGGAUUUGUUUCCUGCAGCAAAUCAUGGGGCUGCAUCGGUCUGAUCCAGGACUUUGGGGCCGCCCACACCAGGAAGAUGAGGGCAGGGGUCAGUCUCCUGGGAGUCUCUCAACCCCCUAAGGACACUGGUCUCCUUGGGCCCCCCAGGGGUCUAAGCAGAAGCAGCGGUGGAAAGAAGGCACGAGGAGUGGGUCUCUUGAGAAUUUGCUAGUAGGAAGGAAUGGCAUGAGUUAAAGGAUAGGAAAGAUGAUGAAUCACGAGGUGGCUUUGGUCUGGGUUUUAUAUGGGGAGGCGUCCUGCAGAGAGGCCAGCCGGAUCCGGAUCCUAGUCUGUGGGGGACUCGCCCCAGGGAUGAGCAUUUUAUGUGUAACCGUUUAUGUGCUGCUUAGCCGCCCUGAUGUGGAAUUCCAGGGGAGGCCGCAGAGGCCUGAGUUAAUAAAGUCACAAUGUGGGAAGGAAUCUCCGCCAAGCGGAAAGCGGUGGAAAAAGCUGUCAGCCUGCAGGGGGCGCCACGGGAGCGGACUCCCGCAGGAAGCGCUAGUCGGGAAGGCCCCUCGGCACCUGGUCUCUGGAACGGGCUGACUGUAAAAUGAGACUGAGUUCCACUUAACACACGCCCCAUGUUGAGUCCAACCUUUUCACUUCAGCCAGAAUGUACCAGAUUGGCUUUUUAAGAGCCUGUAGCUUUUUAGCCUGAGGGGGGCAGACGCCGGAGGGGUCCCAGCCCCACAGCCUCUGGGCAGGUUCCAGAGCUGGACUGACUGCUCCAGGUGGGGCAGAACGUGCUCUCUUCCUGUGUUUUCUCCUUCCUUUGUUUUCCGGUGGAGCGUUCUGCUUUUCUCUCUUCAGCGGUGGGGCUGCUAGAUAGUAUACAGGAUGCCCAAUGAAAUCUGAAUUUCAGGUAAGCAAAUGACUUUCAGUAGGUGUUCCCUGCAGUACUUGGGACACAUUUUAAAUGGAGAAGCUUUUAAAAUUCUGAUAACUGGGCCCAGUCCCCAGAGGUUCUGAUUCCGUCGGUGUGGGGUGUGGCCCAGGCAUCAGUGUUGUGUUUUUUUUUUUAAAGAAUUCCCCAGGUGAUUAUAAUUUAACUGGGUGCCCCAUGUGGGUUUUGGUUUUGCUAAGCCUGGCAACUGUACCAAGUAGGGAUUAGCGGUAACUUGUGUGAAGUUUAGAGGUGUUUGGGGGUGUGGGGAGGGGGUUCUGCAGCAGAUUCACAUUUUACAUGACUCUGAGCUAUCCUUGCAUUCAAUCAGAGCCCCAACAAAGUUCGUUGAACCAGCAAGUGUU